Messenger RNA from Plasmodium gonderi, 1008 nucleotides. Its product is annotated as RNA-binding protein Nova-1. Gene Ontology annotation, biological process: regulation of gene expression. Gene Ontology annotation, molecular function: mRNA binding. NCBI's taxonomy places the organism in Eukaryota, Apicomplexa, Aconoidasida, Haemosporida, Plasmodiidae. The transcript has a single exon. Gene Ontology annotation, cellular component: cytoplasm; nucleus. The record is from RefSeq and is a predicted model, not a curated record. Bases 1 to 1008 code for a protein of 335 amino acids.
AUGGAAGAAAACAAUCAAGGAGAGAAUAAAACCCAAACAACGAACCAAUUAUGUUUUGUGAAAAUGCUUGUAAAUAAUCUCGUUGCAGGAUCAGUUAUAGGGAAAAAUGGUUCCAUAAUAACAAGCAUAGAAAAUAAAACAGGAUGUAGUUUAAAGUUAUCCCCAACAAAUUCUUAUUUUCCAAAUACACAAGAACGAGUAUUAGUACUUUGUGGAAAACAGGAACAAAUAAAUAAUGCCUUAUUAGUAAUUCUUGAUAAAAUUAGACAAAUAAGUACUCAGAAUCUUCAAGAAAAACAGAAUAUUACUACAGCACCAAAAUAUACAUGUAGAAUUGUAGUACCGAAAUCAGCAGUAAGUGCAAUAAUAGGUAAAGGAGGACAACAAAUUAAGCAAUUGCAAGAUACUACAGGAGCUAAGAUACAGAUUUCAAGUCGUGAAGAUGGAUUAAAUGAACGAAUAAUAUCUAUCAUAGGACCUUUUGAAUCUGUUAGUGAUACUGCUAUAAAGGUAACAAAUUCAAUUCAGAAUGAUCCUAAUUUAAAAGAUUUGUUAAACGUUAUUUAUAGCAAAGAUGCAAAUAUGAAUGGGAGAUCUUCACUUUCACAAAAUUUCGUAAACCAGGUUCCAUUAAAUGGUUAUGUUGUACCACAACAAUAUGGUGUAUUUCAACAUGAGCAAUACAUGGAUGUUAACAUGAUGAAUUCUUUAAUGAGGCAAAGUCGAGAUUUAUUUAACUUACCUUGUGAAAUCUCUAUUCAAAUACCAGACGAAUUUAUUGGAUCAGUAAUAGGCAAAAAUGGAUCAAGACUUACAAAUAUUAUGAACAGUACAGGUGCUCAAAUUAGGAUAAGUAGAAAAGGGGAAUUAGUACCAGGUACGGCUGAUAGGAAAGUGCGAAUCAUGGGAACUGUUGCAGCUGUACAUGCAGCUCAUGUUUUGUUAUUACAAAGACUUGAAUCUGUUUAUAUGCAACUCAGGACUAUGCAAGUCAAGUGUGAUGCAUAA